GCCUUAUGGGGGUGUUAUCGUUCCUCACCCCCCUAUUUACAUCUACCUCAGUGACAGUGUGUGUGUAUGGCUUCUUUGUUGGUCUCUACACUGGAAGCAGCUGGGCUCUGUUCAAUCCAAUUACAUUUGAAAUUCUUGGAGUGGAACUCAUGGCAACCGGCUUUGGAGCUCUGAUGGGUUCUUGUGGUAUCGGAUUUCUUAUUGGCCCGCCUUUAGCAGGAUAUGUCUUCAAAAUAUUCCAGGAAUAUUAUGGUAUCUACAUAUUUGCAGGUGUGAUGUUCCUCUCUUGCACCUUCUGUGGAUUCCUCUCUACGACCUUCAGAAAGUCACCAAAGACUCUCCAUGACACUGCGGACCCAAGUGAAGUUGAAGCCAUCACCCUAGAAGAGCGCAAAUCAAAGGACGACAGCAUGCUGUGAUAGUUUGUUACCAUUGUUUUUGUUUUGUUAGAAGACAGUUAAAACAGACGUUUUUUUGCGUAAUCACUUGAGCCUUAAAUGACUGUGACCAACUCAUGCAUAAAUAUUAUUGGUCAGAAGUCUGCCCUUUGAGGCAAAUAGUGAACUAUCUUCUCUUGGCAUUGAUAAAUCUAGCAAACCAUCCCAAACAGUGAUUAUUAUUGUGAUCAAGGAUCGGGACGUGGGGCUUCCUCAAGUUAAGCUUGCACUGCAUGACACUGAUGACCCGACGUCUCCCACCUAAGUUAUGCCAUCUGUAAAUCUUACAAAUAGAAAUCAAAGUUUACUAUUUGAUAGUAAGUAUAAUAUUUUAGUGAGACCUUAUGCCAAUUAACUGUUGCCAAUCUUAAUAACAUAUCGGUAUCGUAAAUGUUAUAACAAAUAAUUGGUGUUAUCUUUACAACCAUUAAGUAAUAUAAUACUUGUUGACGACCGUGCUGUAGAUUAAGUAUACCUUUACGAACACUCCUCUCCCGUCAGUGCUGACGUCUGUAUACGCUUGUAUUUAUAGUACGCUUCAUACAAUAAGACUACUUACCUACGUCUACCAUCCUUAUUGUUUAAAACUUGCAACUAAAGAUUACCAAUUGAGAGGGAUAAGACGUAUUACUGUCGGGUAUACAGUAAAACCUGAUGUUAAUGAGUUGAAAUCUAUUUGAACAGAUGUGUAUUAGAAUGAAAUAUUAUAACAAACCACAAUACUUCGAAAUCCAAUGAAAACAUUGUGGUGACAUAUAAAUAGCACCUGUUGGUGUUGAUCAAGUAGAAUAUUGUGUACACACCUUCACAUCCAAUACAAUCGUUAAUGAAAAUGUGUAUUUAUUGUAAAGUAUAACAAAUUAAGGAAAGAAGACAUUGUAAUGCUUCAGCUAUAAUGGUAUAUCAUAUGUAAAGUUUUGAACAAAUAUAAUCAAAAACUGCUAUUUCGGAGGAGUAGAUGGAUGAGACACGUUCAUGAUAAGUACGUACAUGUAUUAAGGCCCUUUAUAUAUUAGCCAGACAUCAUCUUGAACAUUAAUAUUACAUACACAAAUUGUAAGUGAAAGUAUUGUUGUACUGCUA
Messenger RNA from Haliotis rubra (blacklip abalone), 1520 nucleotides. Its product is annotated as monocarboxylate transporter 14-like. The coding region runs from base 6 to 419 and encodes 137 amino acids. Gene Ontology annotation, molecular function: transmembrane transporter activity. Gene Ontology annotation, biological process: transmembrane transport. NCBI's taxonomy places the organism in Eukaryota, Metazoa, Mollusca, Gastropoda, Lepetellida, Haliotidae. The record is from RefSeq and is a predicted model, not a curated record. The transcript has 3 exons.